AUGAUUGAUGAUGUUCAAGCACCAGGUUAUUCUAUUACUGAGAUCCCACAAGUACUUCAGAAAUGGGCUGUAAUUGAAGAUAGCGUCAUUGAUGUGACUGUUGAUAGUGCUGCUGCAACAGCAAUAAAGAUCAAAGAAUCUGGACUCAUUUUCAAAAAAUACAUACCUAAUUUGUUUGAGUACGCAAUAGAAAUACACAGAUUUAACUAG
Molecule: messenger RNA, 210 nt
Organism: Trichomonas vaginalis G3
Lineage: Eukaryota; Parabasalia; Trichomonadida; Trichomonadidae
Exons: 1
Coding region: 1-210 (69 amino acids)
Source: RefSeq, a predicted model, not a curated record